UCAUGUAUUUAUUUGAGGCACGUACAUAAAUCUUGAAUAGCGGAGACGCUCUCAAAUAAGUUAAAAAUGUUUUUACUGCGCCCCUUUUUUUCUCACAAAUAAUAAUAUUUACAUUUAUUUCAAUGCGCGAUCUUCCAACAUUAUCCCAUUAAACUAUGCAUUAAGUACAAGCAUUUCUCUGUAAAUAUCUUGUAAUCAACAACUGUCUGGCAUAACAAUAUCACUGACACAAACUUUUUAUUAUUUUUUUGUAUUUAUAAUUUACACAGUUCAGCUCUUUGGACUUCCACACACCGCAAUGGCGUCUAGAUCCCUGCCAAUUGGAAGACACAGCUCCCGAUAUGGAGGAUCCGGUGCGUUUGUUUCAUGGACGCGUGCGAAUUGUUUGGGAACACGGCCAACACACGUUGCAUUCCAAGUUGAUGGUCACCGCUUUGGGCAAGGGCGACCAGUGUCGCAAUGAGAAUAAGCAUCAGUGCUUAAGGAUCGGCGACGAACCCAUACUUUGCAUUUCCAAAGAGCUUGUCUGCGACGGCAUCCGCCACUGUCCGAUAAGCAAUGAAUACGACAGCGAUGAGGAUUAUGAAAUGUGUUGGAAGCGACGCCGCUACGGCGAACCCAUUCCUCCUGCCAUGGAAACAGAUAUUUUUGAGCAUUUUGCAUUGGAAGUUUUUCGUAACUUGUUUGCCUUCGAUGUGCCGGCAUAUGGCGAGAAGACGACAACCACAGCUAUCACUGCAGAGACAGCUCAAUCUGCGCAGGAGGGUAACGGCAGCAGUGGUGUGGUGAAUAGCACCACCCUGCGUAAAGUGGACACGAAGCAGAUGGGCCAAGCGGCGAAUGAUACCAAUACAGGUGGCAAUAGUACAGUGGCGGCCACAGCGCAAGCUGAAAAUAGCACAGAAAGUACUGGCGGCCACCACCAUCGACGCAAUUCGACACGUUCGGGUCUCAAUUCGGAUUUGUCGAAAUAUGGCCCGUGGGGUUAUUUGAUGCUGGGCAUGCUACUGUGUGGUGGCGCUUUGCUGAUUUGUGGACUUUGGGUUUGCUGUUGUCGCUUAAGCUUUCACAUUCAAACCAUCCGUUCACUUUCAGCCUCUGCCUCCCAACACGCAACCAACAAUGAACGCGAAGCAGCAAUGCAGACUGGCGGCGCAGGCGCUGGCAGUGAUCUUCAAUCGAGCAACACCGCACCACCCAAUUACGAGGAACUCGAUCCACCACCUGCCUACUCAGUACUAUUCCCCAACCAAAAGGCAGCUUCCAGCACAACAUUAAGUUCACUCGGCGCCGCAGCGUUAAUGCCACCCACAAUGGCCGCCGUAGCCGUAACAACACCAAAUGGUACUGCAGUGACAACGCCUCCGGGUGUGGUGGCAGCAACUUCAGCUCAAACUAGUACUAUAGCAGCGGCAGCCGCAGCCGCAGCCGCAGCCGCAGCUUCUUCGACAACAGUCGUAGCAACAACAACAACUCGCGUGCAGCUGGAGAGCGCAGCGUGCAGUUCACAGAGUCACUGAUACUUAGCGAUUAAAUAAAAAGCAUGUCGCCGUACCUGGAAAGUGACCGCGUCCAAUAACUAAAUAUACUAUAAGUAUACUUUUAUGAAGCGUAGAGAAGAAGUUUUUCUGAUUAUUUUCAAUUGGAAAAAACGACUGACUUUUUAGCUCGAUUUAAGUAAAAUAACUGUAGUUUUAGGCUAUACAAAAAAAAAAAA
Messenger RNA from Rhagoletis pomonella (apple maggot), 1717 nucleotides. Its product is annotated as Holliday junction resolvase MOC1, chloroplastic-like. The record is from RefSeq and is a predicted model, not a curated record. NCBI's taxonomy places the organism in Eukaryota, Metazoa, Arthropoda, Insecta, Diptera, Tephritidae. Gene Ontology annotation, molecular function: protein binding. The transcript has 3 exons. The coding region runs from base 342 to 1520 and encodes 392 amino acids.